CCCGUGUCCGGCGCUGUCUGUCCGCCUUCGUGUUCGGCUCGGCUCGGCCCGCCCGCCCGUGUCCGGCGCUGUCUGUUCGCCUUCGUGUUCCCCUCGGCUCGGCUCGGCCCGCCCGCCCGUGUCCGGCGCUGUCUGUUCGCCUUCGUGUUCCCCUCGGCUCGGCCCGCCCGCCCCUGUGUCCGGCGCUGUCUGUUCGCCUUCGUGUUCCCCUCGGGCUCGGCUCGGCUCGGCCUGCCCGCCCCUGUGUCCGGCGCUGUCUGUCCGCCUUUGUGUUCCCCUCGGCUCGGCUCGGCCCGCCCGCCCCUGUGUCCGGCGCUGUCUGUUCGCCUUCGUGUUCCCCUCGGGCUCGGCUCGGUCGGUCCUGGGUCUCAGGCUUGGGGCUGUCCAGGGUCUUGCCUGUCCGUCUGUCCCUGUGUCAGGCUCUCCCCGACCAGGCUCUGGUCGGUCUGUCUGUCUGUCCUGGUUCUCAGGCUGUCCGUGUGUCUUGGGUGCUGGUCGGUGCAGGGCUGAUCGGUGCCUGGGCCCGCCGAGGCUGGGAGAGGAGGCAGCAUGUCUGUGGCUGGGCUGAAGAAACAGUUCUACAAAGCGAGCCAGCUGGUCAGCGAGAAGGUCGGUGGAGCUGAAGGGACCAAGCUCGAUGAUGACUUCAAAGAAAUGGAAAAGAAAGUGGACGUUACCAGCAAGGCAGUCACAGAAGUAUUAACCAGAACUACAGAAUACCUGCAACCCAACCCAGCCUCCAGAGCCAAGCUAACGAUGCUCAACACGAUGUCAAAGAUCCGCGGGCAGGUGAAAAACCCUGGCUAUCCACAGUCAGAAGGGCUCCUGGGGGAGAGCAUGAUCCGGUAUGGGAAGGAGUUGGGCGAUGAAUCCAAUUUCGGUGACGCGCUUCUUGAUGCUGGUGAAGCUAUGAAACGAUUGGCUGAAGUGAAAGACUCGCUGGAUAUUGAAGUCAAACAGAACUUUAUCGAUCCUCUCCAAAACCUGUGCGACAAAGACCUGAAAGAGAUCCAGCACCAUCUUAAGAAGCUGGAGGGCAGGCGCCUGGACUUUGACUACAAGAAAAAACGUCAGGGAAAGAUCCCGGACGAGGAGCUCCGCCAGGCCCUGGAGAAAUUUCAAGAGUCCAAGGAAAUAGCUGAGACUAGUAUGCACAACCUCCUGGAGACUGACAUUGAGCAAGUGAGCCAACUCUCAGCCCUGGUGGAUGCCCAGGUAGAUUACCACAGACAAGCAGUGCAGAUCCUGGAUGACCUCGCAGAGAAACUCAAACGCAGAAUGAAGGACGCCUCUUCACGCCCCAAGCGGGAGUACAAACCUAAGCCCAGAGAGACGUAUGACUUUGGAGAUGCCGACCAGUCCAACGGAGGCUUUUCUUGCAACCCCACCCCCAAAGUCUCAGCAGCUUCCUCCUCUUUUCGAUCCGACAAGCCAUCCCGGACCCCCAGCAGGAGUAUUUCUCACCUGGACCAGCCCUGCUGCAAGGCGCUCUAUGACUUUGAACCCGAAAACGACGGCGAGCUGGGCUUUAGAGAGGGUGACAUCAUCACGCUGACCAAUCAGAUUGACGAAAACUGGUACGAGGGCAUGAUCAACGGCCAGUCUGGCUUCUUCCCACUCAACUACGUGGAAGUGCUGGUCCCGCUACCGCAGUGAAACUGCAUCUUCCCCCUCCCCCCCCGGCCCUUCCCUUCCUCCUCCCCCACCGGAUACAAACUCAGGGUGGGGCAAGCCGUGCUCUUCUGCAUUCCAUUUUGUAACUCAACACUAGGCUUCUUCUGUGGGGCAGGGCGGAGAGAACGUGAUGGCGUUCACUCUGCACGUCUGCUGGGUUGGUGUAAGGGUGGCAGCAGGGAACAAGCCGCAAGGGCUGGGCAGCCCCAUUCAAGUUUUCCCUUCUGGGCUUUGAACUAGGUACUUUCAGCCCCACCAGGCUCCUCCCACUUUGUACAAUAAGCCAAGUCGAGCAUCUUCUGGUUUGUCAUGUGUCUUUUUUGGGGAAAGCACGCAAAGCGGGUCAGCCAUGCUGGAGAUCCUGGGAACGUGGGUGCACCUAGGGAGCAGAGUGCAUGUGUCCUACCUGCGGGCAAGCUCAAGGGAGCACAUGCAGGGCCAAGCACGGGGCAAGUCCAGUGACAACCACCUGUGUGUGUUGGGAGGGGGAGAGAAACAAGACCCACAGCCUGUUCUAGGAGGGGCUCUAGACAUUAAACUGUGCAAGGAAAAUACCUCCAGAGCUUAGCUUAGGUGGAUUGGCUUCUACUGAACCCGACCAGCAACCGUGCUCUCCUUGUAGGAUAAGGGCGAAGCGGUGAGGGUGAAGGUCAGACGCUGACCCGUCCUUCCUGUUUGUCCACAGUUCAGACCUAUUCUAACACUGACGCUGGGGGCCAGGGGGACCGUGAUGGAUCAAAGUUCUCUCUGCUGCUGUGGGAGGCAGAAGCAUGGCUGCUUCCUGUCCUGCUGCCUUGAUGGGCCUCUCCCACUCACCCAUUCUGCUCCUGUGUAAGGACAGGGCUUAGCUGGGGGAUUGUAUUUCAGGGUAACACUACAAAACAGCUUGAAAACACUAAAUAGCCCCCUUGUUGUCACCCCUAGCUUCCACCUCCUGCUUUCUGUGCACUCAGCUUUGUGCUGGAUUGUUUGCCGCCUCCUGUCCUCCAGGGCCGGUGUCAGCCCAUAGUGUCUCUGGCCUCUGCUCUGUUUCAUGGCCACAGAUCUUGAGCCUCCUCCACCUGCUGCAACCGCUCCCUCUGCCCACAGAAGAGUGGUUUGAACUGGGAGAGAUCAAUUGGUUCUGCUGCUUCCCCUUGGAAGAGGCUGGUUUGGCCAGGGGGUAGUGUACCUGCAGCUCUUGUAUGGCGUUGGACAUGGGAUAAUGCCAUAGUCAAAUUACGGCUAAGGCGCUAUUGCCUAUAGAUGAGAGAGAUCAUGGGAAGGCAGCUACUUAGCCCAUAAUGCAUUAUCUCCGCUCCUGCUCCAUGUUCAAGUGUUUUUUCCCAUCCCAUGAAAGGCUGAGUCCAAGGUGAAACUGCUUGGCUUGAUCUCGUCUAAUCCUUAUGUGCCUUCCCCAGCUCCCUUCACCUUGGCUCUUUGGAACCUUAGGAGCUGCUUGUCUUGGUGUGAUGGGAGAAGGCCUUGCUGUGUUCAUAGACCUUCUAACUCAGGUCCUGUUGUUUCCUUACCCAGAAAGGAGGUCCAGUGGGAAGCUGUGGGCAUGCCUCUUUUCAUGCCUUUUAUUAGGACAGGUCCUUGCAAUACUUCUUUCCUGCCUGAUGCCCUGCAGCUCUGUUCCAGCAGGGAUGAUACUCCAUUCCCUGAGCAGUGUUGUGGUGGCGAGAAGCAGCCGCUUGGCAGGGGGACCUGGUAUUUAGGCAGAACGUGAGGUGGUAUCUACUGGGGUCUGACAUCUGUUUAGGUGGAAUCACGCGGGAACUCUCUUCUGCCCCAUAAUAUGUAAAUAUGCUUCCAUCUCAGCACCCAUCCUGUUGCUGGCAAUGGGACAAAGCGCAACCCCUGAGGGGCAUCAGUGGCUCCUGUACUUGCCCUACUUCUCCCAGCUGUGUCCAGCAUAGAUGGUUCUCUCUAGGCAGAGCUUCUCUUGGCUUUGAGCCCAUCUCACCCGUGGAGCUGCUCUGGGGUUUACUGCACUUUCUCUGAACCGCAGCACAAGAGAAAUGCUGUUUUCAAGGGCAACCCGCAGGGGGCAUCUACAGCCACAUGUUGCAGAACGUACCUCCCCUGCUUUCCUUAGCCCCACCUUUGCUGAGAGGGAGCUGAAGCAUAAGGGACUGAAGCUGGUGACGGGUGCUCCCACAGUGCCACUGGUACAGCCAGCAUGUAGCAGCCAGGGCAUGCUGUGCCCACCACAUCACCCUCAAACCAGUGCUUGGUGUCUUCCUGCCCUCAGCAAGGCCCAGCACAACACACCUGUACCACUGGCCCUUUGGUUCUUCUGACGUCAGCCCCAGCAUUGCUUCAGUAUCUGUAUUUUUUUAAUAGCAAACACAUCUCUGCCGGCAGGUGGGGGGUUUUGGCCUGUCGCUAUGUAAUCGUCUCAUGUCGCAGUGCUUUCCUCUACCUUUUUCGCUCGCCAGAUUCGGUGUCCUGUUACAUAUACACACGGAACCUUUUUUAACUUUUUUAACCAUGCAUGUUGAUAUACGUUUAUUACUCUCAUCAAUACUGUCACUGACCCAACUCCCAGCAGAGGCCAAGACUUGCAGGCGCUUUGUUCAGAGCUGGCUCAUACAGCCACCGAGGCUCCCUGUUUGUGCAGCUGGUAGCCUUCAGGGGCCCAAUCCUGCUUCCAGGAAGCCAACAGGAGUAGGGACCAGGCUCAGGCUUGAGUCUGCUGGGCAGACGCAGGUCCCCUAUCUGUUAGGGCGGACCUGCCAUAAGAGCUGGUUAGUAUUUUUUGAGGUUGUAGCUUCUAACUUUCUCCUUUCAAACCUGUGGCCUGGCUGAGUCGUGUCUUUGAUAUGGUUUAGCGAACAUUCAGUUGGAUUGAAAUAAGUCUUUUAGUUGGGACAAUUUAAUAGAACUUUUGUUAUGGUUCCUCCUGGUUUUAGGGGGGGAACACCCACAAAUCUUGACUUGUAAUCUCUCUAUAUAAAAGUAUUAAAUGUUUUCUUUCUAAA
Molecule: messenger RNA, 4640 nt
Organism: Dermochelys coriacea (leatherback sea turtle)
Lineage: Eukaryota; Metazoa; Chordata; Testudines; Dermochelyidae
Gene: SH3GL1
Product: SH3 domain containing GRB2 like 1, endophilin A2
Exons: 10
Coding region: 550-1656 (368 amino acids)
Biological process (GO): synaptic vesicle uncoating
Cellular component (GO): glutamatergic synapse; presynapse; cytoplasm
Molecular function (GO): protein binding
Source: RefSeq, a predicted model, not a curated record